CGUCCUGCCUUCACCACAGUGUUGUAAAAAAUGGCUGAAGUUGAUUUCGGCGACAGUGAGCUCUUUGAGCAGCUCGAUGACUCUGCACCGCCGACCGUCCCCACGCAUAUUCGCUUCACAUUCAACGAUGAGGAAGAACAGGAGGAGACGAGCCAGCUCCCGAGCCGGCUUGAGGAGUGUGAUGAACACAUCCAGAGACUCACCGAGGAGAAUAAAGGUUUGAGAAGGAAACUGAACAUCAUGGCACGACCAAGCGGCAUGCAUAUUGAAGAUGCCAACAUGGACGGGCCAGCUCUUCAAGUCCUUUAUGCAAACAACAUUAUUUCAAAGCAAUGUCGUCAAGAAAUUGAAGAUUGCAUCUGCAAUUUGAUUUUUAAGCACCAGAACCCGAGCAAUGAAAAGAGAACAUCCAUCAUUCAAAUGACACCUCAGAAUUCAGCCUUUGCUAUGGAGGAAGAUCUGCAGAAGUCUCCUUCCAGCACUGUAAAAAAAACAACUGAAGCCUUUAAAGUGGUGGGAAGUGUGUUAUAUUUCACUACCUUUAGUGUUGACAGACUUGGACAGCCUCUGUUAAAUGAAAACCCCCAGCUGACAGAUGGAUGGGAUGUUCCAACCUAUCAACAGGUUUUCAACCAAGUCGUUGGCACAGAUAUUGAAAUGAAAGAAAAAAGACCCAAGUCAAUGUGUUUCAACUGUGGUUCGAGUGGUCAUCAGCUGAGAGACUGUCCCAAGCCCAAAGACAUGGCUGCAAUUAAUGAGCGAAGAAAGGAGUUCAAUCAGAACAGCAACCAGUCCAUGCAGAGCAACCAGCGGUACCACGCUGAUGAAGUGGAGGAACGCUUUGCGAAAUACAAGCCUGGAGUCAUGAGUGAGGAGCUGUUGACAGCUCUUGGAAUUGAAGGAAACACCCUGCCUCCUCUCAUUUAUCGAAUGAGGCAGAUGGGAUAUCCCCCAGGCUGGCUCAAAGAGGCAGAGAUGCAAGAUUCUGGCUUGACGAUGUAUGAUGGGAAUGUUCCAAAUGAAGGUAACACAAAAGACAAUUCCCAAAACAUCUCUUAUGAUGUUUCCAAACUGGUGGACUUCCCCGGUUUCAAUGUUUCUGCACCACACACAAUGAAAGAUGAGUUCAUGCAGUAUGGUUCAAUUCCAAUGCAGACCAACCACAUGAAGCCAAGCUAUGCAGCUUACCUGUCCAGCAACUUCCCUAUGCCUGGAGCCAGCAACAAGAGGCGCCAUGAAUCAGAGUCAUCUCCGCACCAAAAGAAGAGGACGAGGCCCAGUCCUGAUCAGAGCUCUGACAGGAGCUCCGACAUGGAUAUUGAGUCUGAUCCAGGAACUCCUUAUUAUCAAGGCCCAGGUGACUUCCAGUUCCAAACACCACUCCCCCCUGGCUCCCCUUGCUACGAUUCUCCUCCUCCUUUACCUCUGGGCACUCCUCCUUCAACACCCACUCCCCCACCUCUCCCUAAAGGUACACCUCCUCCCACGCCAACCAACGGAUCCCCAGCUCUGCGGAGGCGUAGCUGGGUAGUAGUGGAUGAGACUGUACCGGCAACAGAGGAUGAGUUGUCAUUGGAGGAACUGGAGGAGCAGCAGAGGCUGAUUUGGGCCGCACUAGAAAAUGCUGACACUUCCACUAACAGUGACUCUGAGACACCUGUAGUGGGAACACCUGUACCUAGUUCACCAAGUGUGUCCAUACCGCAUGUUGACACGGAAACGGAGGAGGUGGAAGAAACGAUGGACACAACGACACCCGCAGAAACUUGCCCUAGCAGUGAAAUUCAAAAGAAGCCCGUGGUUCAAGAGAUUAAAGCUAAGAGCCCCGAACCAGUCAAAGCACAAGAAGAAAUCCUGCAGUGUCCAGUUCCAAUCAAAUCCCGGGAUGACAGCCCGCAGAGCCCUGACCCAAUGAAAUGCCAGGAUGAAAGCCCUCAGAGCCCUGCUCCAAUCAAAUGCCAGGAUGACAGCCGGCAGAUUCCAGAUCUCGAUCCCUCUAAUGCUGGAGAUUGUGCUUCUCCUCAGCAUGACGACAAGAUAUCAGCUGUUCCUCAUAGAAGCAGGUUUGCAGCUGGCAUCGUUCAGUUUGAAGAUACACCAGAGUACACUGAAGUCGCUGAAGCCACAGGGACAUACCUUAAGAUCAGAGACUUGCUCAAAAGCUCCCCUCGAAGUAUCGCGAAGAAAAAAUAAUAAUGGACCAUCUUCAUUUGGAUCAUAGCAGGGAUGCAUCAAUAUUUUUUUAAUACAAACUUGACCAUCUUAUAAAGCAUUUAUUUAGUUGUUAAUUGUUUUUUACCAAGUUGAAUGUCUAUGCUGUGUAUACACAUUUUCUCUGUUAAGAUACAAGGGGGGGGGGCAUUAAGGGAUGCUGCAACGGAAAAUGUUUGUAGGUUUUGACCAAUUAGUCAUUUUUUUCUAGCAGUUGUGUUACUCAUGCUGUUAAUUUUAUUGUACAAUUAUAAAAUGGUCCUUUCCUGAACUGUAUUCAUUUUAAUAUUAUGCUGUUUAAUGGGGUUUUCUAUUUUUGUCCCACUGAAAUUGCUCUAAACCAUUCAGUAAACAGGCUUUCAAUUG
Molecule: messenger RNA, 2577 nt
Organism: Notothenia coriiceps (black rockcod)
Lineage: Eukaryota; Metazoa; Chordata; Actinopteri; Perciformes; Nototheniidae
Gene: zcchc8
Product: zinc finger, CCHC domain containing 8
Exons: 14
Coding region: 31-2193 (720 amino acids)
Biological process (GO): RNA processing
Cellular component (GO): catalytic step 2 spliceosome
Molecular function (GO): RNA binding; zinc ion binding
Source: RefSeq, a predicted model, not a curated record